GAAAGUCCAGGCGGGGGAGGUGAAGCAAGACCUCAGGCCCGCCCUUCCACCAGAAGAUAAAGGUCUCGAGCCAGCCGUGCUCCCAUCCAGCCCUGCACGCCCUACCCUGCCCUGCCCGCCAUGCCCGGCCUCUGCGCCCUGGUCGCCUGGGCCCUCCUGGUCCUGCUCCGUCCCGGAGAGGCGGGAGAGAAGUCGGCCUGCUGUGGCCCCGUGGUGCCCCGCCGGGAGUGGCGGGCCCUGGCUUCCGAGUGCUCCCAGCGUCUGGACCUGCCUGUGCGCUACGUCGUGGUGUCUCACACCGCGGGCAGCGCCUGCAACACCCCUGCCUUGUGCCUGAAGCAGGCGCAGAACGUGCAGAACUACCACGCGCGAACGCUGGGCUGGUGCGACGUGGGCUACAACUUCUUGAUUGGAGAAGAUGGGCUUGUUUACGAGGGCCGUGGCUGGGACAUCAAGGGUGACCAUGCAGGGCCCACCUGGAACCCCAUGUCCAUUGGCAUCUCCUUCAUGGGCAACUACAUGGAGAGAUCUCCCCCACCCCGGGCCAUCCGGGCACUUGAGAGUCUGCUGGCUUGCGGCGUGGCUCGGGGAGCCCUGAACCCCAACUAUGAGCUCAAAGGCCACCGGGAUGUGCAGCAGACACUCUCUCCCGGCGACCAGCUCUACGAGAUCAUCCGGUCUCUGCCUCACUACCGGGAGUGAGGCUGUCCAAUCCCCCCAACCCCACCACUACCCCACCCCAAUAAAAGUGCAGCCCCA
Erinaceus europaeus (western European hedgehog) is the source of this 759-nucleotide messenger RNA. It is a transcript of the gene PGLYRP1, whose product is annotated as peptidoglycan recognition protein 1. The record is from RefSeq and is a predicted model, not a curated record. NCBI's taxonomy places the organism in Eukaryota, Metazoa, Chordata, Mammalia, Eulipotyphla, Erinaceidae. Gene Ontology annotation, biological process: defense response to Gram-positive bacterium; innate immune response; detection of bacterium. The transcript is spliced from 3 exons. The coding region runs from base 121 to 702 and encodes 193 amino acids. Gene Ontology annotation, molecular function: peptidoglycan binding; N-acetylmuramoyl-L-alanine amidase activity; peptidoglycan immune receptor activity.